GCCUCUCACAUUCCCACAUGCGCUUUGGAGGAAUUGGAUGAAGCUUCCGCGUCUCUCCGACUCAGAGGAAUAAAAAUACGCUUUACUCGGCGUUCAACGUUUUUCGUUCAGACAGAACAACUUGAUGCCGAGACUUUCUACAAGAGAGUUGUAUAUUUUUUUCUUUUCUUUUUACGUGAACUCGAGUUUUUGGAUGAAUAUCGGGGGAGAGUUUUACGCCCAGGAGGGACUCCACAUCAGCGGCUUUUGCAGUCUUUUCCCCACUCUAUGAAACAAGGAAUAUUUUCCGCAGGGAAAUUACAACCUGAGCGUUUACGACUUUAAAUAGGCGGAAUGUUUUAACGGAUUUCCCUCGAGUCGUAACAAGGAGCGCCCUCAUUGUGCUGAGCGCACGUCGUCUCCGUAUGGCGGAAAACGUGCACCGCGGUGAAUAAAGUCAACACCAUAAGACACUUUAAAAGCUCCCAAACCCAAUUGAACUGUGCUGCUGUUCCCAAGCCCUGCACGGGAGCUGAACUGCCUCAUGUCAUUUGAAUUGUUGACGUCAUGGCAUUUCAGUGGAAGUUGCUUUCAAAUGGCUUUUUACUUUCCCCCAGGUUAUAGCCUAUACCCUUUCCCUGCCUAAUGGCACAGUGACAGUGAAACGCUCGGAUCUUUGCAAAGGUUAAGUAUGACUGCAGCAGCAGGUGUGCUAACAGGCUUGGCUAAGCUAAAACGCCAAGACUCCGUCCGCUCUCAGCACCGGCCCUUACCUACAUCGCCGGGCCUGGGAAACUUGGCCUCAGAACCUGCACCCAGAAAGCGGAAGCGACGCACCGAUGUUGUAGUAGUACGUGGUAGGCUCCGCCUCUACUCCGCCUCCGGGUUUUUCCUCCUCCUUGGACUGGUCAUCUUGGCCGUAGGGAUCGGCAUGGCGACGCUGGGUUACUGGCCGCACGGUGAAACCAUGUCCUCGGCCAGACUGCCGGCCGGUGGAGGAUCUAAGCCAGCAACUGCUGUAGGAACAUCUGGAGGAACAUCUGCCACAGGAGAAGGAAACAGAGUCAUGGUGGCCGUCACAGACAAGGACGUGGCAAACUCCAGCACGAGUCAUAAUGUUCAAGGUACGCCCUCCAAGCAAACCGGAGGCGCUCUGACACGGUUCCUGGAACAGCAUCGUCACUCUGAGAGGAUGAAGAUGUUCGGGCCCUUCACAAUGGGCAUUGGGAUUUUCAUCUUUAUCUGCGCUAAUGCCAUUCUUCAUGAAAACAGAGACAGAGAAACUAAGAUAAUCCACAUGAGAGACAUGUACUCCACCGUCAUUGACAUCCAUCGCCUCAGGCAGAGAGAGCAAAAACAACACCAUCACCGCAACAGCACCUAUGCAAGAGAAGUUGGGGAUCUUCGAGCGUUUGGAGCUGAUAACGCAGCCCGGUUGGCCAGCAACUCUCCCCUGGCGUAUUCUUCUCGGGCCGGAGGGGGAGGCUCUACAGAAGAAGAGGAGGUGCUGUUAGGGGACGAGGAGUUUCACAGACACAGGGGGCAGGCUAAACUGGAUUGUAGCUUUGCGGGGCUGCUGGCGCCGCUCUACAAGGAUCGCCCCUUCUACGGCCCGGGCCUCGGCCUGGCUCGCUCGGUGGACGGAGAUAGGGGGAAGGAUGGACACCAUGCACGCUCUAUUGUUUCAUCCUCCAUAUCUGCACUUACGCUCCCUGUUAUAAAACUCAACAACUGUGUUAUUGACGAGCCGGAGAUGGAGGCGAUUACUGAGGAGGAGAGAGGAGGAGAGAGGAGAGGCGGGCACACGUCACAGCCUCUGAGCUCCAUGGAGUCUCUGGUGGUUCCUGUACCAUCUGUUGCAAAGGCCUCCAAACCACCAAGCUUACACCGGAGUAACUCGGCCUCCUCUUCCUCUCACUGCUCCUCUGUCUCCUCUUGCUCCCUUUCCCCUGCUCCCUCCUCUACCUCAGGCUGCUGGCUCUCCCCAGGAGCAGCGAGGAGUGACUUUGGCUCCAACUCCUCCUUGCACAUGCUCGGCAGCCACUCCAAAUCUCUGGACCUGGAGCGAAGGCCGAGCAUGCUCAGCGUGCACCCCGAGCAGCGCAAGCACCCCAGCUGGCCCCGCCUCGACCGUAGCAACAGCAGCUGUAGUAACAGUGGCAAUCGGGGCAGCAGUAAAGGCUACAUGCGGCUGGAGGACAGGGAAAGCGAGCAAGGGGAGCGGCUGUUGGAUGCGUCUAUGUCUGUUACAGACAGGCGUGACUACAGUAAGCGGGAGAAGCUGUUAAUGAUAUCCAGGUCGCAUAACAAUCUGAGUUUUGAGCAUGACGAGUUCAACAGCAGUACACUGAAGAGGGGAAGCUCCGAGACUCGAUUCUGAAGAUGCUGAACUAAAGGUAGAAGACAGUUCUGUAAAUUGCUCUCCAGACAGUAUAAGUGUACAGUGCAUUUUUGUCAGGGGAAAACGAAUGAAACAGCUGCACCCGGGAGAGAGGAAACCUUAACGUGGUUUCAAAGAAACUUUUUUUGAGCAGCAGUAGUGAGUCAUGGACCAUCUUGCGCAGUAGAAGGUUCAGGGACGCUAAACGCCUGCUGUUCCAGGUCCAGAGGUGCUGUUCUAUAUUUGACCCUGACCUGUGAGCUCUGUUGAGUGAAGCGUUCCCUACAGGGAUCAACGAAAAAAUAAAUCACAUCAUCAGUCUAGUUGAUUGUGUUAAAUGCUUUCAUUCCAGCGGCUGUUGGUGAAAUCAAGGACACACUGGAAGUGCUUUGAGUUUUACCCUCCGCAGGUGGCAGUUGACACAAAGCCAAAUCUUUUAUAAUAAUGUCACAAGGUACAACCUGAUAAAUAAGUAUGGACAGUUAAAUAUCACAAUCCAAGAACCUUUGAAAACAAAGCUUCAAAGUGCUUAAUAUGGUUGUAUAGAUGCACUGAGGCUAAUAAUGACCAUUUUCAACUGAUCUACUGGUCUCGACACAAAAACAGAUCUGAAAACUUGACUCAACCAGAAUCAGCUUGUAACUAAUAGCCUGGUGUAAACCUAUCAAAGAACACGUAAUGGUCUACUGCAUUGACUCUAAAAGACAUGUAUUAGUACUACAGUAUUUGCUUAUAACGUGGUUCAUGUGAGCCUGGGAAAACCCUGACGAACUUCCGGCAAAUUUGAGAUUUGCUCUGCAAGUCAGUCUGGCCAAGUACACAUUCAAGCCCAUUUUAAAUGUUUCCAAAUCGAGGCACCAAUCACAACCGUUGAGGCGGGCUUUACACGAUGACAAUAGUGCGGCGACGGCAAGCAGCUAGUUGUUUACAUUCAACAUGACGCCUACUGAAGCGCAACAACCCGUUGAUGCCGCAGUCGCUGCUAUGUCACCCGAAUCGUUGGCCUGAUUGGUUGAAGGACUAUCCAAUUGCGCUCAGAGGCAUUUGAGUGGCGUCCGUUGGUGACGCCCUUUUGGAAAUGAGUUGCAAAUGAACCUUCCCCAGACCCACUUUCAGUUACAACUGAGAAGGGUCUGGUGUCAACCAGGCAAGCUUUGUGUAUGUUUGUGUGUCUGUUUGAUCCUCAGAUCGUAGCAGAUGUGGAGACACACACAACCACACAAGUCAAACAAAACCACUUACUGUAACGUAUAGCACAGAUACAGUAUGAGUUAAAUCAAGAUGCUGCAGGCUGUAAAAUACAAUAACGGAGUCAAUGUUGCCCUUGCUGCCCUUUCCCUAAGAACUAUAUUAAGAAGUUUUGUAGGUCUGCAAGAAAAGUAACAAGAAGUACCAAUCUCCGUCUAUGGCUUUGCUAGAGGCAUCUUGAGUUUAUUUCUUACUAGAAAAGAUCAUGAUUGACUUCCCUCAGGAUAUCACGCUGUCUAAGUUGAUCAUUUUUUAGAGCUAUUCACAAAGCUGUUGACUGUAUCAGAGAAAGCCCUAAUAUUUGAAUAUUUAUAGACUUGAGUACAAAGUAUGAUAAAUUCAGGUGGUAACCAAUUAUUAUUCUCAUUAGUUUAGUUUAGUAUUUUGAUCAAUCCAUGCUCUAUGAAAUGCCCAAAUUUCCAACUAAUAGUCACAUCUGAGGUACUUGUACUUGUUAAAUUCAGUGACAACUGAUUAAGAGAAUUGUCACUAAUUCAUUUCAAGUCAAUCAACAAUGUUUUUACUCUGCACUAUUGAAAAAACAAUAUUUGAAACAAAAAUCUGUAUAAAUGAGAGUGUCAUUUACAGCCACUUCACUCGAGCCAACAGGGAAUCACUAUGUACACAUUUAUCUUUUGCUAUAUGUAUAAACUAUGUGUAUAAAUCCAGGAAGCUGUAAUAUUUAAAGUCCAACUGAAGUUUUCUUGUCUGCUACAGCAUAGAUAUCUGCUUUUAAACAACGACGCACAUUUGCUUUCCUGCUAACAAUUCCUUCUUAUCUCACCUACAAAGUUGAAAAUACACAUCUUGCGACCGUACAAACAUUCACUGAGGAAAAGUGCACUGCUAACAUUGGUUAGCUAAAUAGCUGCUCAGCUGCAGCACAUUAAACAGCAUGUAGAAGUACCUGCAAACAGAACUUUGGUUUGGUUAGAUGCUGGUUUAACACCGUCUGCACAUGACAUGUACAAUUACAGAACAACUUUAUCCCUACGGUGUAACACCGGCACUCUGACAGCCUGCAAGCUGCUGUCGAUCAAACAAAGACACGCCUCUCCAGCUGGCUGAGAC
Messenger RNA from Etheostoma spectabile (orangethroat darter), 4678 nucleotides. RefSeq names its product transmembrane protein 200A (gene tmem200a). The coding region runs from base 671 to 2359 and encodes 562 amino acids. The transcript has 5 exons. NCBI's taxonomy places the organism in Eukaryota, Metazoa, Chordata, Actinopteri, Perciformes, Percidae. The record is from RefSeq and is a predicted model, not a curated record.